CUCAGGUACAACAUUAUCAAAUGUCUUAUCGUAGUGGAUCGUCGGCGGAAAUUUGUUGGAUUGACCGACCUCUAAGAAGAAAAAAAAAGUUAAUUCAACUCAAUUCGCCGUUUUUUUCUCCCCCAAACGGAGGCACACGACAGCGAUAUUAGUUCCAUUAACGAUGGCGGCAGAGGUCACGCCACUCCAGCAGCUGAAGCUGCCUUCUGGGCCUUCGCCAAUUACCGCAGAGCAGCGAUAUUGGAAGUCAUUCAAGAACCAACUUGUGCUUCCAUCGCCGACGCAAUACCCCAUCACACACAUCACCGUCCCAGCGACGAAUCCAGAUACAAUUGGCUCCUCCAACAAUGACUAUUUCGCCGUCACGACCGGCACCCGAGUCCAGAUCUACUCUAUAAGAACAAGGAAGCUGGUAAAGACGAUCACUCGUUUCGGGGACAUUGCGCGGAGCGGAGACGUACGGCGGGACGGUCGUAUAUUGGUGGCUGGAGACGACACGGGAAAGGUCCAGGUAUUCGACGUCGGGUCGCGAGCCAUUCUGAAGACAUGGACGCAACACAAACAGCCGGUAUGGACGACCAAGUUCUCGCCGGCCGACCUCACCACUCUUAUGAGCACGAGCGACGACAAGACCGUGCGGCUAUGGGACCUGCCUAGUCAAGAGAGCACGUCGACGUUCGUAGGCCACGGCGACUACGUGCGCAGCGGCAGCUUCAUGCCCGGGACCAUGUCGAACAUGUUGGUCUCCGGCAGCUACGACGCGACGGUCAAGCUCUGGGACCCGCGCACGCCCGGCACGGCCGUCAUGACCUUCAAGCACGCCGCGCCCAUCGAGGACGUGCUGCCGCUGCCGUCCGGCACCACCGUGCUCGCCUCGUCCGAGAACCAGAUCUCCGUGCUCGACCUCGUCGCCGCCAAGCCGCAGCACCUCAUCUCCAACCACCAGAAGACCGUCACCUCGCUCUCGCUCGCCUCCAACGGCCGCCGCCUCGUCUCCGGCGGCCUCGACGGCCACGUCAAGAUCUUCGAGACGACCGGCUGGAACGUCGUCGCCGGCGCCAAGUACCCCUCCCCCGUGCUCGCCGUCCGCGUCGUCACCGCCGGCGCCAACGACGACGACCGCCACCUCGCCGUCGGCAUGCAGUCCGGCGUGCUCUCGCUGCGCACGCGGCUCACGGGGCCCGAGGCCGCGCGCGAGCGCGAGCGCGAGAAGGAGAUGUCGGCCCUGCUCGCCGGCACCAUCGACGCGCACGACCAGGCGAGCAAGAAGCGGAAGCAGCGCCACGCCGCCUCGCGGCGUCUGGACAUGGUGGGCGAGGGCGCCGACGUGGUCAUCGCCAACGACCUGUCGCGGCCGCGGCGCGAGACGGCGUGGCAGAAGGACCUGCGGCACGGCCGGUUCGGCGCGGCGCUCGAUCGCGUCCUGGACGCGCGCGCCAAGGACCACAGCUCGCUGACGGUGCUGACGGUGCUCACGGCGCUGCGGCACCGCAGCGCGCUGCGCGACGCGCUCGAGGGCCGCGACGAGAACACCGUCCAGCCCGUGCUCAAGUGGGUGCAGACGCACGUCGUGGACCCGCGCUACGUCGGCGUCUGCGUCGACGUCGCCGCACACCUGCUCGACCUGUACGCCGAGUUCGUCGGCGGCAGCGCCGAGCUCCAGACCGCCUUCAAGACGCUGCACCGCCGCGUCCGCCUCGAGGUCGAGAGGGCGCAGAUGGCGACGCAGACCGGCGGCAUGCUGGGGACUUUGCUGGUUGGGAUGGAGUGAUGAUGAUGAUGGUCAUGGCCAUGGGGUUUCAGCACUGGUUUUGCUUAUUCGGUUGUACGUUACGUGCUGCCUUAGAGAUAAGUA
Messenger RNA from Annulohypoxylon truncatum, 1855 nucleotides. RefSeq names its product WD40 repeat-like protein. Gene Ontology annotation, cellular component: nucleolus. The transcript has a single exon. Lineage: Eukaryota; Fungi; Ascomycota; Sordariomycetes; Xylariales; Hypoxylaceae. Gene Ontology annotation, molecular function: protein binding. The coding region runs from base 164 to 1771 and encodes 535 amino acids. Gene Ontology annotation, biological process: positive regulation of transcription by RNA polymerase I; rRNA processing. The record is from RefSeq and is a predicted model, not a curated record.